Messenger RNA from Blumeria graminis f. sp. triticale, 546 nucleotides. NCBI's taxonomy places the organism in Eukaryota, Fungi, Ascomycota, Leotiomycetes, Helotiales, Erysiphaceae. The record is from the annotation of a GenBank genome assembly.
AUGCUUUCGAUUCUCAGAAAAGCUAGACUUAAAGAUAAGGAGAUGAGAAUUUUGAUGCUGGGACUCGAUAAUGCUGGGAAAACGACUAUAGUCAAGCGAAUUAUGAAUGAAGACAUAAGUGGUAUUAGUCCAACACUCGGAUUUACUAUUAAGACUAUAGAGUAUGAAGGGUAUGUGGAACCAAGGGAUGUCGGCGGACAAAAAUCCCUUCGAUCAUAUUGGAGAAAUUACUUUGAAAAGACUGACGCUUUGAUUUGGGUCGUUGAUGCUACUGAUCGUUUGCGUUUAGAUGUUUGCCGUGAAGAGCUUUCUGCUCUUCUUCAAGAAGAGAGACUAUUUGGAGCAAGUCUUUUGGUCUUUGCGAACAAAACAGAUAUCAAGGGAAGUAUGGAUAACUCAGAAAUACGAGACGGAUUAAAGCUCGACGCCAUCAAGUCGCACAAAUGGUGCAUUCUACAAUGCAGCGCUGUGACAGGCACUAACCUCACCGAUGGCCUCUCUUGGAUUUUAAAGGAUGCCAAGUCACGUCUUUUUUCCUUCAACUAG